ACACAUUUACAUGUUUGUACGUGCUGACAUAUCCCGUGAAAUUGGAAGCGCAUGCAUAAUUGGAUGAAGAAUGAUGCAUAAUGAUAUCCAACCUCCGGAUUCCUCCCUCUCAAAUAUUGCUCCACAAAUAGAGCAAUCGGAUUGCAAAUGUGCAAGUUGUUUCUCAUUUACUACGAACUACAGAUAUCACUAAUGACAGGUUAACUGCCUUCAUAACAUUACAAUCAGAUUUACAUUUCAUUAUUAAAGUGUAAACAAGAGCGAGGAGGAUAAAUAAGUUGAUAUUCUAAAGUCUGGCUAAAAUGAGAAAAUUGGAGACGUGGUUCAAUAUCAUUCUAGUUUCGACGGGAAUACUUGAUCUGAUUGUGCUGACCACUUCGGCUGCUACGGAAAAGGGCAAAUAUGAAGCAGAAUGCCAUCCGACGCCAAACUCUCUGUCUCAAGUUUACAUCCUGGGAUAUGGUUCACUACUCAACACGGCUUCAAAAAAUACCACGUAUCCUAACACGGGGAUUAAUAUUCCUGUAAAUGUGACUGGAUUCUCAAGAAACUUCAACUGCAAAGGAACACCGGUCGGUCACAGCACAACUUAUCUGGGGGUGGAUGUUGCCAACUCGACCACCUCGUUUAACGGGGUCGUCUUUAAACUCCGAGAUUAUCAAAGUUUGCUUGAGUUUGACAAACGGGAGGUUUUUUAUUGUCGGAAACUAGUUCCUCUGGAGGACAUUCAGUUCCUUAUUGACAAAAGUUGGAAUGCGACAGUGGAGCAAGAUUUUCCUGUAGGAAAUGCCCAGUUCUGGAUUUAUGAUGUAAAACCUGAAUUUCUAGGAUGGCCAUCGGAAAGAUACCCAAUAGUGCAGACCUAUGUUGACGUCUUCUUAGCAGGGUGCAUAGAGAUAGAAGAAACUUACAAUUUGACCGGCUACAAGGACGCAUGUAUUACAAGCACACAAGGUUGGGAAUACCCCUGGGUGAAUGAUAGAUUAAUACCAAGACGUCCCUUCCUCCACACAUGGAAAGCGUUCCAGAUUGAUCGGCUAAUUCAAUCCCAUUUUCCCAAACACUUUGACCAAGUUUUAAUUGAGAAAGAGGCCAAGUACAAUUUUAAUAACAAAAAUGGUUCGAACAAGAAAGUCAUCGGAAAUUAUUUACAGACAUUGUUUUUAGCAAUAUUAUUGAUCGUACCUGUUACAGGUACGAUUUAAUGCAAAUUGACUAUUAUUUAUUAACCACGUUUGGUGGCCCUAAUAUGCACGUGUUAUAUAAUAAGUCUUAUAAGCAAUUAUGAUGUGUGGCAAUUAAAUAAAUACACAUUCUAAAUAAAAUGUGCCAAUAACGAGUA
Messenger RNA from Folsomia candida, 1342 nucleotides. RefSeq lists its product as uncharacterized. NCBI's taxonomy places the organism in Eukaryota, Metazoa, Arthropoda, Collembola, Entomobryomorpha, Isotomidae. The record is from RefSeq and is a predicted model, not a curated record. Bases 303 to 1205 code for a protein of 300 amino acids. The transcript is spliced from 7 exons.